This is a messenger RNA of Dermacentor silvarum, 2105 nucleotides long. RefSeq lists its product as uncharacterized. The coding region runs from base 34 to 1596 and encodes 520 amino acids. Gene Ontology annotation, biological process: ubiquitin-dependent protein catabolic process; protein polyubiquitination. The record is from RefSeq and is a predicted model, not a curated record. NCBI's taxonomy places the organism in Eukaryota, Metazoa, Arthropoda, Arachnida, Ixodida, Ixodidae. Gene Ontology annotation, molecular function: ubiquitin protein ligase activity. The transcript has 2 exons.
CCCGGUCGUCGCGGCAUCAGCGUAUAGGCCGCGAUGAGCCGUCAUACCUCCAAGCGACAGCUGACGGGCUUCGGCGAGCUCCUGGACUGGCGGCCGCUGGAGUUCGCCGACACGGUGCCCAACGUGUUCUGCUGCACCUUGUGCGGAGUCCUGCCGGCGUUUCCGAAGCGGCUAACGCCCUGUUGUCACGUGUUCUGCCAGAAAUGUUUCGAGAAGCUCGCCGAACGAGAGCACCGCUGUCCCCUGGACCAAACUGCGUUCGCGGAAGACGCGGUCGAGACGCUCGACUCUGCCCACGGCGGCGUCAAUCGACUACGAGCUCGCUGCCCGAACACAUCCAGCGGCUGCCCGUUCGUCGGCGCCCUGCCGGAGCUCAAGGAGCACGUUGCCGGUCGCUGCGACCACAAUGAGGUACAGUGCCCGCGGUGCGGAGCGACCGUCCUCCAGAGGACGGCGCUCAACCACUACCUCGAGGACUGCGGCGGCAAGGGCAAGGUCGCUACGCCCGUCACGUCGGAGACUUCGAGCGUGGCAUCGGCCGAACGAUCCGAAGAAGACGCCUCUCGGAAAUCCAACCGCAGGUCUAAAUCGGCAAAGAAGCUGGACAAGGCGAAGCGUUCGGUAGGCGUCUCCGGCGGAGCUCGCAAGUCCACUUCGGUGGAGAACGCGGCGGCGGCCGACAAGCCUCAAAUCGUGGCCGCCAUCAGGUCGUUGCUCCAGGACAGCCACGGAGGUUCCAUUCGCUCGGCAACCCGCAACGCCAGCCGGACGUCCUCGAUAGAAACCUCGCUCAUAAAAAGCGACCGUAAGGGCGUCGCAUCGACCAAGCCUGACCUUCAGAGCUCAAAGAGCACGACCGCAAAAGCGUCGAAAAGCGCCGGGGGUGUCCAGGAGACUGAUAAGGAGUCCUCGGGGCAGCUGCUGGACGAGGUUGACUCGAUGCUCACGAAGGCGAUGGAGACCGCCUCAGCAGAUGUGUCAGCGGCAGCAACGCCGGCGACAGCCGAAGAGGAGGCGUCAAAGUCGUCCUCCUCAAGUUCCAGUUCCAGCAAGAAGUCGGCGUCCUCGUCGUCUUCGCCUCGUCACCGCGGGCGCAAGCACGACUCCUCCAAGAAGGCCAAGGGUGUGGCCCGCGUCGGCGCCUCCUCGCCACCCGGCUUCGCCUGCUGCUACAUCACGGGCAUCGUCGGGGCCGAGUCGCGGAUCGCGUGCGGCGAGGAGCUGGUGCUUCGCAGCGACAGCUCGCAGCUGGCCGACUGCACGUUCCGGGUGCACGCCAGGCUGCGGCGCGAUGCCGAAGGCAGCGUGCUGGUGUGCUUCACGCUGUGCCUGUGCGGGGGCACGUGGCACCAGGUGGCCGACUGGGCGCUGGCCAACAAGGUCAGCCUGCUGCUGGUGCACCCGUGGGACCAGGCGCUGAACAGGCGGCUGCCGCUCUGCCUGAACCCGGACGCCGUGGCCGUGACCAAAGGGGCGGUGCAGCAGCCGGGGCGCUGGGACUUUUGGUCCCCCACGAGCGAGCUCAAGAUGACGGAGCUCGCGGCCCGAGGGUUCGUCUCCAGCGGGGCCAUUUGCGUCGCGCUCGAGAUCGAGUGACCCUCGCGCGCUGAUAUUCUUUUUUUAUAUAUAAAAUCAUGGCGCUGCAUUUAGCGGUUGCAACGUAAUUAUGACACGGAGUCAUUUCUUUGUGCAGUGUUCUGGGAAUCGAGGCGAGCGUUCGCGUAAUUGUAGUAGUAGUGUGGUGUUCCCGAAAAGAGGCAUAGUAUCGGGCAGUGUCUCAACGCGAAGCCGGUAAGUUGCUGGCGCAUGGUUAGGUAUUGAAGUACUGACGGUUUAUUGGGAAUAAGUGGCACGUGCUGGACGUUUUUGGUGACGACGUAGUCGCUGUAGUGAUACUAAAUAACAGGCACUGGUUUGACUAGGACGUGCUAGGAUCUGCAGUUUUAUUUUCGCUUUCUUAUCUUUUGCGCCCUCCUCUCUAUGCACUCGUAGUAAAUGUUUUAUGUGAGAAUGGGCUUACUUUAGGAGGGACAUGUUUUUUUUUCUGUGUUCGCUUCAUUACAAUUUCAUUAUAGGUUUGCGCAUUCCACUCGCAUAUAUAUAGC